Exophiala mesophila is the source of this 2577-nucleotide messenger RNA. RefSeq lists its product as uncharacterized. Gene Ontology annotation, cellular component: RSC-type complex. The coding region runs from base 211 to 2094 and encodes 627 amino acids. The record is from RefSeq and is a predicted model, not a curated record. The transcript is spliced from 5 exons. Gene Ontology annotation, molecular function: protein binding. Lineage: Eukaryota; Fungi; Ascomycota; Eurotiomycetes; Chaetothyriales; Herpotrichiellaceae. Gene Ontology annotation, biological process: chromatin remodeling.
CUGCAUUGAUCGAAGGAGAAUUGGACAGUGGAUUUCUACAUUGGUGUUCCCCCUUCUGCAGGCGAGGCUGUUGAUGGUCAUUUCUGGUCGAAUCUCUUUGCCCCAAGGUUUUUUCCGAUCCGAUCUUUGCAUGGAGACCCGCCGUGUUGCCAGAUACCCCAAUUCCUCCCUGUUGUGACAAAGGCCCUUUGCCAAAAGUUGCCCGCGACCAUGAGCUCGAAGCGCAGAAGCGGCCAUGCAGGCUUGACCGAGGACUUUACAGCCACUCCAGAUCCCAAGCGACGCAAGCGGAACGACGACACCCACUUUCCCGAAGUCGAAUCGGCGCAAACCACCACUGAUCUCGGCCUCAAGCUAGUCUCUCAGCUGAAGAGAUCCCAAGACAAGAAUGGGCGAAAUGUGGCACAUCACUUCAUCGACCUACCCAGCAGGGUCGACUAUCCAGAUUAUUACCAGCAGACCCCAAUGCCCUUGUCCCUGAAUAUGAUCGAGCAACGCCUUCAAGACUUCCAAUAUCAGAAUAUGGAGGAGCUCGAGGCUGAUCUCAAAAGAAUGGUCCAAAAUGCAAAAGAUUAUAAUAGUAAUAAGUCUUCCAUUUUCGAGGACGCCGAGAGGAUUCGAAAGGCGUUGUCAAACUAUAUGCCCAAACACAAUCCGGCAUAUCUCCGCCCAGAUUAUCGCGCAUAUCCUACUCCUAUACCCCAGGAGUUGCUCAACCAACUCAGAGAGUCUUCAGCCGACAACUCAGACGCUGUACUCGUUCAGCCAGAAAAGAUCAAGAUUCAUCUGAAACGGCGACGAAGUGAGGCCACGCCAAGUACCUUGGGCAAUGUUCCAGACGAAGACCUGAAGCCUGCGAUGCUAGAGUUUCUGGACCUGUUAUCAAGCCAGGAGGAUGCAAUCAACUUUGAGCAGAAGCCAUCGAAACGAGACUAUCGCGAUUACUACAAGGUCAUUGCCGAGCCGAUCGCCAUCGAAGACAUUCGUGACCAAGUCGAGAACGGUGCAAUCAACGACUGGAAUGUAUUGGCAUCCAAAGUCCGCCUGAUAUGGACCAACGCAAGGGAAUACAAUACGGAAGAAUCCGACAUCUACCGAAUGGCUGACGAUCUCGAACAAUGGUCGGAGCAGGAGAUGCAGAGGCGAGGUGUCGCACCGGUGCCUCGAACUAACUUGAAGUUGUCUCUGUCCCAGCCAUCGAGGCCGAAGGCUCUACGCUUAACCAUGGGCUCGCAAACUCCCACGCCGACCGUUGCAGGCGGCACUAUCGACAGCGAGUCAUUGCGGCGCCAAAAGGAAGAAAUGGGACAGGCACUGUCUCGUGCUCAGCGAGCUAGCUCGAGAACCCACCAAGCCAAUGGCUCAACACCAGGCCCAUUAAGCGCAACUGCUAGCUUCCGGCGUAGCAUCUCUGAGAUUACUGACCAACAAGACACCAUAGUAGCCGACACCAAUGGCACAGGGGCGGCGUCAUCUGAGGCAACCGUCAAGGUGUCUCAGACUCCCGCACCAGUCCAUCUGCCCACCUCAGUCGUGGAGACUGACCCUGCACACCCCGGAAACCCACCCCUUACUAAUGGAAAUGUCCACCACGACCAGUCAAAGUCGCUGACAAGCAGAGAGUCCCUGCAAUCGGAGAAUCCCCUCGAACGACGUUACCGGGAUCCAGGAAAAGAUAUUCUCACCGCGCUCAUUCGGUCCGUAAUUUUUCAGACCAACCCAAAUCAAGCCUCAGACCCCAGAUGGAAACUUGUGAGGUAUGCCUCACCAGACAAAACCCAGACUUCAGGCUUGAUAUCAUUGCCAUCAAGUUACAGCAUGAUUCGGGUCAUCCCCAACCUCAAUGUCAUAGAAUUGUCACAGCGUCGCCGUCACAAGGUUUUUGUCACCCACAAUGGUACUCUUUAUCGAGAGCCGAACUCUUCACAACGAGGAGCAUACGACAUUAACCUUUACCCGGGAGAGAACUUGAUCAAUGUGGAAGUCCUAGCAGACUUGAGACAGGGUGAAAAGAAAGCGUACGCUCCUCCGCAGCUGCAAUUCGAUUUUGAGAAAUGCGGAAUGAUCAUCAAUCUGGGUGGCAUCCCUGGCUGAUCGUGAUGAACUGAACUGAGUGAGCAAACAUGGCCGUGGAUUGAGGGCCAUGUCCCUAACGAAGACAUAUGUAUCAAGAGGGAUGGCUUCGAUUCCACAAGGACACGCUGAUGGGCGGCGUAGGUCUAUUGGCAAUCCGACUUGCCAGGGGGAAUUUCCGCGUUGUAUAACCAGUCGCUGUUGUGUUGGAAAGGGGACGAUACAACCUGGAGCGCUUUGUGAAUUCUUGAACCCCUGCAGUGUACAGAUCGUCAUGCAGCAAGGUUUGUCGCAGGCACACGCCACGGACAUGAGCGGGCCAGGCUCCCAGUUGUUUGAUUUUGUAAAAUCCAAGACGUUUAACCUGUUGAUAACACCGCCCAGGGUUUCCUAAACGAAACCUUCGCCGUACUAUUCAUGGAUAGCGCAGCGAUGGUAAACCAGCGACAGAGGUGGAUAGACAUCGAGUUAAAUAACGCUACUUACUGUAGGCUUGCUAUGCUC